AUGGCCCUUGAGGAUAUCCACAAGACGGCGUUCCGCACACAUGAUGACCUUUUUGAGUUUGUGGUGAUGGCCUUUGGUUUGACCAAUGCCCCAACAACGUUCCAAGUACUCAUGAACGACGUCCUCUGUCCCUACCUUCGCCGGUUUGUGCUUGUGUUCUUCGAUGAUAUCUUGAUCUACUGCUCGUCCUGGUCGGAUCACCUUGGUCAUGUCAAGCUCGUCUUGGAGGCUAUGCACACACAUCAGUUGUUUCUCAAGCGCUUGAAGUGUUCUUUUGGGGAGGAAACCAUGGCUUAUUUGGGACACGUCAUCUCCGCUGCAGGAGUUGCCAUGGAUAGAGACAAGGUUCUCGCCGUGGUGGACUGGCCGGUUUCGCGCAUCAUCCGUGCUGUGCGUGGUUUCUUAGGUCUGGCGGAUACUACCGCAAGUUCAUUCGGGAUUUUGGCACCAUUGCAGCUCCCUUCACAGCACUCCUCAAAAAAGACGGAUUUCUUUGGACACGUGCAGCGACUACUGCCUUUGAAGCUCUCAAGACAGCUCUUACCACCGCCUCUGUGCUUCAGCUGCCGGAUUUUGCAGUGUCUUUCAUUGUGGAGUGUGAUGCCUCUGGAUCGGGUUUCUGGGCAGUCCUGCAUCAAGGUGGCGGCCCCAUUGCCUAUUUCAGGAAAACCAUCGCCCCCAUUGCCUAUUUCAGCAAAACCAUCGCCCCGCGCCAUGCUUCACUCGCCGCUUACAAGCGGGAACUCAUUGGUCUGGUGCAUGCCGUGCGCCACUGGCGGCCCUAUCUUUGGGGACGUGUGUUCAUUGUCAAAACUGACCACUACAGCCUUAAGUUUUUACUGGACCAACGCCUCGCUACCAUUCCUCAGCAUCAUUGGGUGGGCAAGUUGUUGGGGUUCGACUUUACGGUGGAAUAUAAACCAGGUCGCCAAAACAUCGUCGCCGACGCUCUUUCUCGCCGUGAUGCUCUUGCUGCCCAGGCACUCGCCAUAUCCGGGCCUGCUUUUGAUCUGUUCGAAGCUCUUCGUCAGGCUGCUCACACGGACCCAGCACUCGUCGCAUUACGUGAACAACUCGAAUCUGGUGAGUUGGGCCAGCCUUCGGCUUUCGUGGAUGGUAUUGUCACCGUCCAACAACAAGCUUAUGUGCCACCUGCGUCGCCGCUGGUCGGGGAGGUCCUGGCUGCAGCCCAUGAUGCGGGCCAUGAAGGUUUGUCAACGCAACAAGACGGAGCAUCUUCAUCCAGCCGGCUUGUUGCAGCCCUUGACAGUUCCAUCUCGUGUCUGGGAAGACAUCUCCAUGGAUUUCAUUGAGGCACUUCCUAAGGUAGGCGGCAAGAGUGUGAUCCUGACUGUCGUGGACCGUUUCUCCAAGUAUGCACAUUUCUUACCCUUGGUGCAUCCGUACACUGCUGAGUUUAUUGCUAAAGCCUUCUUCUCCAACAUUGUCCGACUUCAUGGGUUUCCAACAUCCAUCGUGUCGGACCGGGAUGUGGUUUUCACUUCGGGCUUUUGGAAGGCUCUGUUUGCCACCACAGGGACGCGCUUGCACAUGAGUUCGGCCUUCCAUCCACAGUCUGAUGGACAAUCGGAGGCCGUGAAUCGCGUCAUCACUAUGUACCUGCGUUGCAUAACGGGGGAUCGCCCACGGCAGUGGCUACAAUUGUUACCUUGGGCGGAGUACUGCUACAACAGUUCGUACCAUUCAGCAUUGAAGCAUACUCCUUUCAGGGUGGUUUAUGGACGGGAUCCCCCCUCACUCCGGGACUAUACGCCAGGCGAAAUUCGCAAUCAGGCGGUGGAACGGCAGCUCGUCGACCGCGAUCAGUUCUUAAUCGACAUCCGUGAGCGUCUCCUUCAGGCAGCACAACAGUACAAGCAUUACUAUGAUGAUAAGCAUUGGGCCCUUUCUUUUGAUAUUGGCGAGUGGGUUUGGCUACGUCUUCAGCACCGUCCGGCUGCAUUCCUUGGGAGUAGGCGCUAAAGGGAAGUUGGCUCCCAAAUAUUAUGGGCCUUUCAAAGUCCUCGCUAAAAUUGAUACGGUUGCUUACUGUUUGGAGCUACCCCCAUGCGCGCGCAUUUACAAUGUCUUCCAUGUCGGAGUCCUGAAGAAAUACCAUGGUGAGCCACCAGAAGUUCCGCCGAUGCUUCCCCGCUGUUUCAAGCUCGAGUACAUCCAACUCCUGUCCAAGCAUUGCGUGCUCGUAUUGCCCGCGGCGUUCAACAGGUGCUCAUUCAAUGGGAGGGCCAGCCGGCGUCUGCUGCAUCAUGGGAGGAUGUCACCACCUUCAGUGAUCAUUAUCCGAGUUUCCAGCUCGAGGACGAGCUGUUUCAGAAUGGAGGGGGAGAUGUCAUGUGGGGUCAGCCCUAUAGGCGCAAGGCAGGCCCCACGCAGUCUGGGCCUGCACCGGCCUAAACUAUGGCUUAGUUUAAUUAUAGAAGUUGUGUUAGAUUAGGAGUUUGGGUUAGUUGGAAAGGUUUAGUCCCGUAGAAGGUUACCCUACCAACUCCCAAUUAGAGUAGGAGUUUAGUCUUGUAAUCAGACUUUAUAUAGCCUGCUUUUGGAUCAAUAAAAUUAAGCAGAAACAAUCUAAUCUCUCACCUCUAUGCUCCUGCGCCCCGGCGCCUCUCCUCACCCCCUUCUCCAGCGAUAGGCCGGGUGAGGGAUUCGCCCUCGGCCUCCCGUCUCUUACGACUACAACCUCCUCUCCAACCCACCAUCCCCUGACAGUGUCACUCUUCUUUAGAAAGAAAUAUUAAUAUAUUCGUUACCACUGUAAUAUGAUAUCUCAAUUAGGGUGUGUGUGGGUAUGUGUGUGCCCGUGUAGCUGGUCUAUUUGCAAAUGAAACUGCUCCAAGAAAAGGCUGGAUUUUUUGCUUAUGUAUGUUCAUGUUUGCCUUCAUGCUUUG
Hordeum vulgare subsp. vulgare (domesticated barley) is the source of this 2909-nucleotide messenger RNA. RefSeq lists its product as uncharacterized. The transcript is spliced from 2 exons. The record is from RefSeq and is a predicted model, not a curated record. Gene Ontology annotation, molecular function: nucleic acid binding. The coding region runs from base 1 to 1983 and encodes 660 amino acids. Gene Ontology annotation, biological process: DNA integration. Lineage: Eukaryota; Viridiplantae; Streptophyta; Magnoliopsida; Poales; Poaceae.